AUGGAUGCUGUUACAAAUGACAUAUGUGGACUGUUCUUUCUUUAUGGGCAUAAAGGAACACGAAAGACUUUCGUAUGGAAAACUUUGUCGGCUGCUAUCCAUUCAAAAGGCGAAAUAGUUAUAAAUGUUGCUUCCAGUGGUUUUGCUUCGCUUCUACUUCCAGGUGGCAGAACUGCUCAUUCGAUAUUUGGACUGCCAAUAAUUGUACAUGACAACUCCACAUGCAGCAUCAAACAACAGAGCCCACUGGCAGAAUUGUUGUCUAGAGCAAAGCUAAUCAUAUGGGACGAGGCACCGAUGAUGCACAUGUACUGUUUCGAAGCAGUCGACAAAAUAAUGAAAUCUAUACUUGAUUAA
Molecule: messenger RNA, 357 nt
Organism: Erythranthe guttata (spotted monkey flower)
Lineage: Eukaryota; Viridiplantae; Streptophyta; Magnoliopsida; Lamiales; Phrymaceae
Biological process (GO): DNA repair; telomere maintenance
Molecular function (GO): DNA helicase activity
Source: RefSeq, a predicted model, not a curated record